Microtus ochrogaster (prairie vole) is the source of this 1216-nucleotide messenger RNA. RefSeq names its product NUBP iron-sulfur cluster assembly factor 1, cytosolic (gene Nubp1). Gene Ontology annotation, cellular component: cytosol. The record is from RefSeq and is a predicted model, not a curated record. Lineage: Eukaryota; Metazoa; Chordata; Mammalia; Rodentia; Cricetidae. Gene Ontology annotation, molecular function: ATP-dependent FeS chaperone activity; 4 iron, 4 sulfur cluster binding; ATP binding. Gene Ontology annotation, biological process: iron-sulfur cluster assembly.
UCAGAUUGGACCCGCGAGGCGGAAGCACGUUCCUGGACUUCCGGCGAGCGCAGCCCCGGCAAGAGUGGCAGCAUGGAGGAGGCGCCCCACGGCUGCCCCGGAGCCGACAGCGCCCAGGCGGGCCGAGGAGCCUCGUGCCAGGGAUGCCCCAACCAAAGGCUGUGUGCGUCGGGCGCCGGCGCCGCUCCGGACCCGGCCGUGGAGGAGAUCAAAGAGAAAAUGAAGACAGUGAAACACAGAAUCUUGGUGCUGUCUGGGAAAGGUGGUGUUGGGAAAAGCACGUUCAGCGCCCACCUCGCCUACGGCCUGGCAGAGGAUGGAGACACACAGGUCGCCCUUCUGGACAUCGAUAUCUGUGGGCCAUCGAUUCCCAAGAUCAUGGGCUUAGAAGGAGAGCAGGUUCACCAGAGUGGCUCCGGCUGGUCUCCAGUGUACAUGGAGGACAACCUGGGGGUGAUGUCUGUGGGUUUCCUGCUCAGCAGCCCUGAUGAUGCUGUCAUCUGGAGGGGACCAAAAAAAAAUGGCAUGAUCAAGCAGUUCCUCCGAGAUGUAGACUGGGGAGAUGUUGACUACCUCAUCGUAGACACUCCACCCGGCACAUCCGAUGAACACCUCUCUGUCGUCCAGUAUCUGGCUGCGGCACACAUUGAUGGGGCCGUGAUCCUCACCACCCCUCAGGAGGUGGCCCUCCAGGAUGUCCGGAAAGAGAUCAGCUUCUGCCACAAGGUGAAGCUGCCCAUCAUUGGUGUGGUGGAGAACAUGAGUGGCUUCAUCUGCCCCAAAUGCAAGAAGGAGUCUCAGAUCUUCCCUCCCACAACCGGGGGUGCAGAGGCCAUGUGCCAGGAUCUGAAGAUCCCUCUCCUGGGCAAAGUGCCGCUGGAUCCACUCAUAGGUAAGAGCUGUGACAAAGGCCAGUCUUUUUUCAUUGAAGCCCCAGAUUCACCAGCCACAGCAGCCUACAAAAGUAUAAUUCAAAGGAUCCAAGAGUUUUGUAGUUCUCGUCAGUCACAUAAUGAGAACCUCAUCAGUUCCUGAAGGGGACAGAGCCAAUGCCACCUGCUCCUAGCCACAGAACCUGCAGGCACAGGUCCAGCCACAUCUGGUCAGCGGGGGACAGACAGGAUUUGAAGUCACAUCCAUAGGACCCUUUGAUCACCUGUCUGCCUGUUUCCUCCAGGUCAGAGGUACAGGUGCUCUGCAAAAAUAAAACUCUCCC